UUGUGGAGCUGAGAUGUGAGAGAGAGAGUUGGACGGACGGACUCGCGUUUGGCGUCUCGUCAGUGCGCGCGUUGCUCUGUCACUUUUGGUACACAAUCCGGAUCCGGGAGCUGGUUCUCUGCGCCGCCGAAAAGAGACGGAAGUGCUGAGGAAGGAAAACACCGACUGCUGGAGCCGAAAAACAAAAAGAAAGGAAAAGAAAUAAAUAUCUGGUGAACCUCGCGCACAGCUGCGCCGCCCGUCAGGACGCGUAUCGAACCGAAACACUGACGGACGAUCGAAGAGGGAACCGUCGGUUCCUUUAUUCCACAAAAAGAUGGCAAAAAAUGACUCUCGACUCCAGCAGCAGUUGUCCCAAAAAGAUGCCGCCGACCAGAACUUUGAUUACAUGUUCAAGUUGCUGAUCAUUGGCAACAGCAGUGUGGGCAAGACCUCCUUCCUCUUCCGCUACGCAGACGACUCUUUCACCUCCGCCUUCGUCAGCACUGUGGGCAUUGACUUUAAGGUCAAGACCGUGUUCCGUAAUGAAAAGAGGAUCAAACUGCAGAUCUGGGACACAGCAGGACAAGAACGUUACCGUACCAUCACUACAGCGUACUACAGAGGCGCCAUGGGCUUCCUGCUCAUGUAUGACAUCACCAACCAGGACUCAUUCAACGCUGUUCAGGACUGGGCGACGCAGAUCAAGACGUAUUCAUGGGACAACGCUCAGGUGAUUCUGGUCGGUAACAAGUGUGACCUAGAGGACGACAGGCUCGUCCCCACAGAGGAUGGCCAGCGACUGGCAGAAGAGCUCGGUUUCCAGUUCUUUGAGGCCAGUGCAAAGGACAACAUCAAUGUGAAGCAGGUGUUUGAAUGUCUGGUGGACGUCAUCUGUGAGAAGAUGAAUGAAAGCAUGGAAGGAGAUGCCAACCUUGCAGUCAACCACAAAAGCCAGGGCCUUAAGGACUCACCUUCAGAGAACCAGGCGGGUUGUGCCUGUUAAACAUGCCGCCUUCUCUUUCCAAGUCCCCAAACACACUCAUAGUACACACAUGCACACACAUUCCAGUUCCUUCACUGUGCCUCAACUGUGGGAAAUGCUGCACCUCUUCCUCGCCUCGCUCUGCUGCGUUCACACCGCCGAACACUAUCCAACGGACACUUUUCCUCUUUCUUCACCUUAUGAAGGUCUGCUGGAUCUCGGCCCGUGCACUGUACAACUCCACCAUUGUCGCCCCCAUUAAAUAUCUUCAACAGGCUGUAUUUGUUCACCAGCUUUAAUUUUCAGAGCCAUUAAUUUUCCCCAUUUAUUAUGCGAGAGACACCAAAUGAGUAGCGGUGGGCACAGUUCAGCUAACGGCUAACUAGCAAUGCUAACUUUUUCUUUCGCAGAUUAGCUUUUCAGCUAACUUUGAAAACUAUUAGUGGAUCAGUUAGCUUCCACCAAAUUUAGUUAUGCUAACUUUAAUUCAGCAAACUUUUAAGAUUAAAAUUAAACAGUCAAAAAUUUUUGUUAAAGCUUAAAAUCAUAUAUUUUACCCCGUUGGACUUUAUACGUUAAUCCAAUAGGUGAAAUUGACGCAUUGCAGAUGGUGAAGCAGGAGAUCAGACCAGAUUAAAUGCAUUAAUUUGAUUAUUUAGAAAAAUUACAUUUUCUAUUUAUUUCUUUUUAAUACUUUCUAUACUGUGAAUAAAUGGUAUUUUUAAUGGAAACUACUGUUUGAUUUGUUCGUUUAUUUAAUCUACAUCUUAAUUAUUAUCAGACAUUAGCAUGCUCCUUCUUGAAAACAUCCACAUUACAGCAUAUUAAACUUUAAACGUUUUAAAGCAAAGAAACAAAGCCAAAGCUAAAUCCAUAUCAUAAAUGUUAGCAGUUAGUGGUAACUUCAGUUAAAUGUUUUAGGAAUUUUUCAGUUUAGCGUUAUCAUAUUUUCAGUUAGCAGAUUAGCAGUUAUCAAAACAAAUUUUUAUUUUAGCUGUGCCCACCACUAAAAUUCAAAUAAGAGUCAAAAUAAUAUUUAUUAAAGUUGAUGCAAGUUUCUGGGUUUGCUGCUGUUGUUUUGUUGAAGAUUCAAAGAUAUUGCAUAACUGUUUAUGCAGCGGGUUUGUAUCGACGAGAAGCAUUUGCUUUGCAAAACUGAUCGAAAAUGCAGUGAGGAAAAUAGAUGUGCCGAGACUUAAACUCAAUUUAAACUCAUCUUACCUUUCCUGCUCAUAUGGCAGCGCUCAAAGUUUCUAAAGUACAAUCUUCAUCGCUUUCCAUGUUUGGGGUCCAUCAUUAAUGAUAAUGCAAAAAAAAAAAAAAAAAUCAACGUAUAUACUUGUAUUUUGAAUUUUAAUGCUGGUCUUUUGCUGAGUUUUGCCUUUUGUUGUGCACUAAACAUUUUGUUUAGCUGGUGGAAAGCUGCGACGGUCAAAUGUGUGUGUCUUAAUGCUUCGAUCACAUGACCUGACACACAGCAUGAUGUCUUGUUGUUUAGUGAGACGCACAUGCAGCACCUCCUUACUACAGCAUGACAAAA
Molecule: messenger RNA, 2504 nt
Organism: Thalassophryne amazonica
Lineage: Eukaryota; Metazoa; Chordata; Actinopteri; Batrachoidiformes; Batrachoididae
Gene: rab3db
Product: RAB3D, member RAS oncogene family, b
Exons: 5
Coding region: 317-985 (222 amino acids)
Biological process (GO): protein secretion; protein localization to plasma membrane; regulation of exocytosis
Cellular component (GO): endosome; plasma membrane; synaptic vesicle
Molecular function (GO): GTP binding; GTPase activity
Source: RefSeq, a predicted model, not a curated record